AGGACCAAGUGCAUGUUAAUGGCUGUCUUGUGUUUCCUUUCUCCCAAGCCUAAGGACGUGCCACCCCAGCUGGAGAGUCCCAGAAAUCCGCCUUCUGUGUUGCGUUCCUUCCUGCAGUCGUGCCUGUACGGGAAUGUGAGGCCCCGAUGGCCUACCAGGGAGCUUCUGCAAGUAACGUGGCUGCAGCAUCCAUUUUUGGAAAAAUCCAACAGUCUCAGCAACAAGAGUCCUCUGCUUGAUGCAGCCAGGAGAUUCCUUAAAGAGAGGGUCACCACAUCAUCAUCAGAACCUCUGCUGGCUCCCUCUAUUUCUGGAGAAGAGAGUAAGGAAGAGCAAGCAGAGAAGGAAAACAUCAAAGCAAAGCCUGAAGGAAUGAAAUCAGGCACAAAUGGGACACCAGAACCUCUGCUGGCUCCCUCUAUUUCCGGACAAGACAUUGAAGAAGAGCAAGUGGACAAUGAACCCGUGGCUGUUGCUGGAGCCACAGAGCCUGCAGAAAUUAAAUCAGACACAACAGCGACACCAGAACCUCUGCUGGCUCCCUCUGACUCAGGACAGGAAAAUGAAGAGGAAGAAGUGGAAAAGGAACCUGUGGCUGUUGAAGUAUUGCCUGAAGGAAUGAAAUCAGUAAGUGCCAGCUUUGUCUUGCCUAAAGCGGAAUGUGAGGCCCCGUUGGCCUACCAGGCAGCUUCUGCAG
Molecule: messenger RNA, 697 nt
Organism: Corapipo altera (White-ruffed manakin)
Lineage: Eukaryota; Metazoa; Chordata; Aves; Passeriformes; Pipridae
Product: serine/threonine-protein kinase 4 homolog A-like
Exons: 5
Source: RefSeq, a predicted model, not a curated record